GUCCUUCAAAAUAAAGGUGGCUUUCACGUGAACGAGUAGUGAUGGGGCGGGGCUUAGGCAUCCCUCAGCCAAUCGCGUCCACUGUUUUGCGGCUUUCCAUUCGACGAUAAACAUUGCGAUCUGACCCGCUGAGCACACAGUAAGGCAACACACGUCAACGUGAGGAGGUUAGACAGAGCGAAACCUCCCCCUCUGCAAGUCGCACUCAUUGCAACAAGACUUGAAAUAAUCGGCUACUUUACAGAUACGAACACUUUGAUGAAAUAGUGUCCUGUUUCAGAAGGAGGAGGCGCUAAGCUUGUGCUCCGACAUCCACCUUUAGCUUCGAAAAACUGUUAGCUUUGCUAGCUGUCGCGAGCUAGGUCCGUUAGCUGCUACCUACUGUCGUUUUCUUGUACGCAGCUGACCUCGAACAUAACACAGACGGGACAGCGUGUCGCUUGUUUGUCGUUUCGGGGUUGUUUGCCCCCUGGGUCGACAUCCCCAGCUCCCCUCGUCGCUGCGUGGCGCUCCGCGGACGGUUCUCGAAUAUGAUACACAAUGAGUCAAAGAGAUACCUUAGUUCAUCUGUUUGCUGGGGGAUGUGGAGGCACUGUAGGAGCCAUACUGACGUGUCCGCUGGAAGUGGUGAAGACUCGUCUACAGUCAUCCUCCAUCACCCUCUAUGUAUCUGAGGUUCAGCUAAGUACUGUCAAUGGGACCAGCGUGGCCCGUGUGUCUCCACCAGGCCCCCUGCACUGUCUAAAAUUAAUUUUGGAAAAAGAGGGGCCUCGAUCUCUCUUCAGAGGUUUGGGGCCAAAUCUAGUGGGCGUGGCACCUUCCAGAGCAAUCUACUUUGCUGCUUACUCCACCGCCAAAGAGAAGCUGAAUGGUGUGUUGGAACCGGACUCCACGCAGGUGCACAUGCUGUCGGCUGGAAUGGCAGGUUUUACAGCCAUCACAGCAACGAAUCCAAUAUGGCUCAUAAAGACGCGCCUACAGUUGGAUGCCAGGAAUCGAGGGGAGCGGAGGAUGAGUGCGUUCGAAUGCGUUCGCCGGGUUUACAACACAGACGGCUUUCGAGGCUUCUACAGGGGGAUGUCUGCAUCUUACGCCGGUAUUUCAGAGACUGUGAUCCACUUUGUUAUCUAUGAAAACAUUAAGCGCCGUCUCUUGGAGGCCAAGGCACCACAGAAUAUGGACGAGGAAGAGGACGCAUCAAAAGAUGCUUCGGACUUUGUUGGGAUGAUGCUUGCUGCUGCCACGUCCAAGACCUGUGCCACAUCUAUUGCUUAUCCUCAUGAGGUAAUCCGCACCAGACUACGAGAAGAGGGCACCAAGUAUCGUUCCUUCUUCCAGACUCUAACUACAGUACCCAGAGAGGAGGGCUACCGCGCCCUGUACCGCGGCCUCACCACCCACCUGGUACGCCAGAUUCCUAACACCGCCAUCAUGAUGUGCACCUAUGAGCUUGUGGUCUACCUCCUGAACGGUUAAAAUCUUCCCUUCCAUCAGAGUGUUAAUGUCACCCUUCCCCUGAUCACAGACGGAGAGAAGAAAACAGGAGCAACUGCACAAUAGUUGGCACUGCUAACAAGCUGCUUGAUGGAAAUGGGUAGAGACUGCACCUCAAGGUCUUUGUCUCAAAAACAAGGCCUUGGAGUUUUGUUUUGCAACCAAAGUUAAUGGCACAAGGAUGCUCAGAUUCACUCUGAAAGUCAGUGAUUACCUUGUUUUGAGUUCUGUUCUGACCUCUUGUUUGAACCAGAUCUAAGAACCAGAUUUACAUACAGACACCAAGCAAGUUGUUGGUAAAGAUGUGCAAAAAGAAAUGAAGAAUAUCUUUUAUUGCAGCAGCGUAAUUUCACACUGAAAAAUUAGCAUUUAUUCGUCUGCAUUCAUGAAUAAAAUCACUGUUGGCACAAUUGUUGGUUCUCCUGCUGGUAACAAUUUCUGCAACGCUUUCUUUUGCCAACAGGACAGCACUUAGUCUCCUAUAACAUUGGGUAUAACAUAGGUUGAAACAUGGAUACAAACACGGGGAUCUUUGACCUCUUUCAGGAUUUUCCACGGCCCUUUCUUAUGCUGUGUUCUCUUCCACUCACCCCAACGUUUUUCUGUUCCACGCACUCUAACGAGGCCCCCAGGUGUUUAGGAGCAGAAACAUGUCCACAUCAUCACAGAUCCUCUUCCGUGCUUAACAUUGGACAUGCAUAGCUUUCCCACCAAUUCAUCAAUUCUUUGACAACACGCCCAACUGAAGGGGGGCUCUAUGUUGGUCUCAUCUGACCAAAGCACACAGCUCCAGGUAAAGUCCCAAAAGAGUUCUGCGAACUCCUCAUGUUUACGUUUGUGAUGGUAUGACACUAAAGGCCUUUUCUUGGCAUCACUCCCACACAAAUGGGUUGCAUGUAGACAGCAUCUAAUGGUUGUUAUGGAGACUGGUUGACCUUAAGAUGCCAUCUUUGGAGAUAUUUUCCCCCAUCCUGUUCAUUGUGUGUAACUGCGAGCCUCGUCCAGCCUAUCUGCCUGUAGAGCUGUACGAUAUCCGUUAAAUGUGACUAUGACAAAAAUUCCUUCCACUUUCCUUCAGCUUUCAGCCACAAAAAUAUACAUCGGAUGUUUUCUAGGGCAGUGAAACUGGUUAAAUGUUUCCCUGGCAUGCACAGUGAGAAUCCUCUUCGUCCAAAAAAAAUAUAAAGUCCUACCAAUUCUAGCAUGCAGGAGUCCUGUGCAGUCAUCAUGUAUCAUGCAGCUCUAGUUACCAGUGGCUGAAAGAAAUGAGCCUUUGUUUCCUGACAUAUUGAAUUGUUGAAGAGUUCAGUAUAAAUGAAACAAUGCUCCAAUUAGGUUUAUUUUAAAGGGAUUGUUUGGGUUACCAACAACUGUGCCUCCUGUGGUUUUGUUUAAACAAUUAUUUCUUCAUGUGAUGUUCGCAGAAUAAAUAUAAUUAAAUUACAGUUUGGAUUGAUAGAUUAUGUUGCUGCAAUAAAAUGAAUUUACUGCAAUUAGUUUUUUUGUUUUUCCACCUUCUUACCAGGCAAGCCAGCAAAUUAAUCUGCAGCUUCUAAACUGCAUCAAAUAGAGGACAAAUCAGCUAAAACCUGUUCCAGUCUGUCGCAAUGAUUAAAGUUGCACAUAGCAUUCCGUGCAUCCCUCAGAAUCAAGGUGACGUGAGGAGGGACAACAGGGAAAACGGUUGGCUGAGAGGGAACGAAGGUAAAAGAUGACGUGCCUUGUGUGAAAAUCCUCACAAGUUUUCAGCCGCACGUUUCCAUGGGAGGAACGGACGCGUUUACAGAGUACGCUCACGAUUUAAAGUGAGGUCUGGGUAGGCCUGGCUGACCUGUGAACCCGUGUUUGUGUUAAAUGUAAGUGAAAAGUCAUCAAACUACAGCAGAACAGAAUCCAGUUCUCAAACUAACUGAAUGUACAUAAAGAUAAAGAGCCAAGAAAGCAUAAAAUAUUCACCCAUGUCGUGAAUUAAAAAGUUAAUAUAAUUAACAAAUUUUAACAGAAAUUGUGAUUUAUAUAUAUAUAUAUAUAUAUAUAUAUAUAUAUAUACAUAUAUAAAUAUAUAUAUAUAUAUUUAAAAUACACACACACUUCUAUAAAUAUAUAUUACCUCUAAAAUGUGAUUGUGUUCUGGUUUUGAGCCCCCUUGUGGGGAACGUUUGAUGCAUUUUCUUGAAAGGAGAGCUGAUUUGCCUAUUAGUAGUUACCUUUAUCUCCAGAAAAGGUAUUGUUCAAAUAGCACUUUUCCAGAUCUUUCAUCAGAACGCUCAUCUUGAUGUUUUGGUUUUUCUCUCGAACUCGUGGUGGAGACAUGCUUGUUUCACAGGCUAGGACAAUCCUCUCAAGUUUACACCAGAAAACCUGUAGUGUUUAGCUAGCAGAGUGGAGGAAGUGGACAAUAAUAUGCUCGUCAUAAACGCACAUUCAUUAAACGGAAACUUAAGGAUCCCUUGGUAUGUUUUAUUGUUCAUUUGUGAAUGUAGAAAAUGAAAAUUUGAGCAUUUCACAACCUUAUAUGCAGUGAUCAGAUGUGUCAUCCUUGCCAACAGUGCUGUUGGCAAACCCAGAUUUCUGCUCUGACUUCAUUUGUAGGAGUUGCCCCAGGAUUCCCAUGUUCUACGUUGAUGCAUGAACGAGGCAUGUUCAGCAACAGAGUGGACGCAGCCAUUCUCCAUGUGUCAUGGUUUUGUGGUGAUAAAACUGAGACCCUGAGUAAUACCUUUAAUACUUUUUCCUAGAAUAUGGUGACAUUUACAUUGUACAAUGUAAUCUGCACACACUUAAAACUAAUAUGUUGUUGUAGCCUUCUUUGAUUUAGCUCCUGCUUUCAGUUUUCUUUUGUUGGAGUCCAUCAGCAUCCCACAUCUUGACCUGGAUAUUUGCCCAUUCUGCCUUGUAGAAUCUAUCAGAUCAUGAGGACAUCUCUUGUCUUCAGGCCAGUCUUAUUCAGUUCUGGAUUCUGUCUGGGCCAUUUCCAAACCCCUGUGAUGGUUUGGGUGUGUUCUUAGACCCACUUUGUCUUCAGCUUCUUUUAGCAGACACCUAAAGACUUUGGGUCUGAACUUUUAUUUGCAGCUUUUCAGAACUAUCCACCUUGACACAAACCUUUGUUCCAUCUAAAGACAAGUAACCCCUCACCAUGAUGCUGCCACCACCGUGUUACACUGUGGAUACGGUGUUUUUUCCCUGACAUGCAGCAUUUCAUUUGGAGUUUGGCUCCAUCAGUCAAUAACACUACAAAGGUGUCAGAAAGAAUCUGGUGGAAGAGUUGAGCGUCAUUUUAGGUUCAUCAGAUUUAGAAUGGAUGGCAGAUGUGAACUGAGGAAGACCGAAUGCUGGAACUGAAUCAAAUGGUGUCAACAUUGUAUUAAGGUUGAGCACAGGUGUGCAACAGGAUUGUUGCAGUUUUUAUUGUAAUGGUGCAGAGUAAAUGUCAAUAUAUGUGAAAAAAGACGAUUUCUCAGCUUCUCUACUUUUUACACCACCAAGAACCUGACAUUAUGACAGUGGUUCUGAGAGCAUCCAUAUGUUCUACCCUGUGGUUCUCCUCACCUGCUUCAGAAGCGAUCCUUGAUGUGAACGCCACCCUUUUUGUUUGGUUCACUUUCCUGACACAAACAGCAGAGAGUAGUGGAAGACCCUCUGUUCCCACAGUGUAGGAGAUGUGUUGAUGCUUGAUGCAGAACCACCCACAGCUCAUGAAUCCAGUUAAAAGAACCCCUGGUGCUGCUGGUAGUGAAUGUGUAUGAAUAGGACAGAUGGUACCAGUUCCUAACCAGAAUAAAGGACGAUUUCAAACAAAUAUGAAGGAAAAUCACAAGUUUUAAUACAUUGAAAUUCUUUUUUUUGUCCUUAGUUCCGAGUUGUUCUUUCGGGUAUCUGUUGUCCACUUAUCGUGUAGAUGCCAAUGAAGGGUUGAAGUGCGAUGAACUGACCCCCUAGGUGUUUACAUCUAGACUUUUCUUCACUUGUGUCGGUGUUUGUUGUUCAUCUGAAGGAUUUAUUCUUCCCUCCAUACCCACUUGCCUAUGUGUGCCAGUGAGUAUGCCUCUGUCUGUAUUUCUUCAUGAGUUACAAAACAGUUCUCAUUCGCUUGUGUUUUGUAUGGAAGAGACCAUAUAGAAGUAUGUAUGUUGAAAACGUGAAGACAGUGUUUUGUCGUUUUUAAUAAUUUUCUCUUGCCCUUUCGUUGUCGUUUUUUUUCCAUGUCAAAGAUGAGUCUGCUAGUGCUCAGUCUAUGCAUUCUAGUUUUACCUGUUUUUGUAAGAGAAAAUGUCAAUAAAAUGAAAGAAGUGUAUGUAA
This is a messenger RNA of Girardinichthys multiradiatus, 5796 nucleotides long. Its product is annotated as solute carrier family 25 member 36-A. Gene Ontology annotation, cellular component: mitochondrion. Gene Ontology annotation, molecular function: pyrimidine nucleotide transmembrane transporter activity. Lineage: Eukaryota; Metazoa; Chordata; Actinopteri; Cyprinodontiformes; Goodeidae. The record is from RefSeq and is a predicted model, not a curated record. The transcript is spliced from 7 exons. The coding region runs from base 541 to 1476 and encodes 311 amino acids. Gene Ontology annotation, biological process: pyrimidine nucleotide import into mitochondrion.